ACGCUUUGUGAUCGACAGGUGGUAAUGUUCGACCGCUCGUCUGUUCGUUAACAACGCAGAGGCGGCGAGUUUUCAUCCAAAAAUUAUCGAUGGAUUCCCCAAUGAAUCAAUUUCAGGAAGGUUUGGGAAAAUCCCUGGUAUGUAUUGAGUACCCGGGUCGUGUUGUCAACGUUGACAAGAUGCUAAACACUCUAGGUGGAAUCCGAAGCAUUUCGACGGCCUACUGUGAGAAAAAUCGUCGAUUAGAACUGCGGUUUCGUCCCGACGACGUGUUCUGCAAACCGGCUUGUGGUGACAAGCAUCAAGUGUCUGCUGUUCUGCUUAAAGUCAAAGUUAGACGGAAGAAAACAGAUGAUCAAGUUAUUAGCACUAAGGCCAGAGUCGUAGGAAAAAUUAGAGAUGUAUUUAAAUUUAACAAUCUUUGUGAUUUCCAAUAUUUGCCUAUGCAUGCGCCUCCCAAUGAUCCUAUGAAAAUGGAAUGCAUUUAUAAAACACUUGUACCAGAGGGCAUGGCACCCCUUUCUUGGAUACAUAAUCCUGCCAUGUAUUUCCUACCGCCUGCUGCAUUCUCAAGGAUGGACACAGUGCAGGGUUAUAUGUAUAGAAAAGAUGCACCAGCUGAAGCAACAGUUCCACACAAUAUCAUUGGUAGGACACGUAGAAGAAGAUCCAUUCAUGCAAUAUUUGUUAACUUUGAUGUACCAGAGGUUCCUAAGAAGCCCAGAGACAUGGCCCUUAAGCUUUUACGGGUAAAAUUUUUGGAGGAACAGCAUUUGGCAUCUGUCCGAAAGUUGUUUGAAGAACGUCCUGUAUGGUCUAAAUAUGCCCUUAUGUGCAAAACUAAGUUUUCUAAUGAUCAGUUGAAGUUCUUAUUACCAUCUGUAGCUUUUUACUUUGUCACUGGUCCUUGGAGAGUCAUGUGGGUUCGAUUUGGAUAUGAUCCAAGGAAGGACCCUUCAUCUAGAAUCUACCAGACUCUAGAUUAUCGCUUACGUCGCAAGGGUGGGAUGAAGACAAAAGUGAAAGCCAAGCGAAGCUACACAAAUUACCUUUUACCUUACAAAAUGACACCUGCUUGCCAGGCAAAAGUAGCCCUGUUGAAUAAAGAACUUCCAUACAGUAGUUCUGAGGCUUCUGAAAAAUCCAAGGAUGGUGCUGAACUCUACCAGGAAAGCAAUUAUGUAUUCACUCCUGGCAUGGUUCCUCCAAGCCGACAAAUGUUUUACCAAUACUGUGAUGUCCAUGUGCCAGAAAUUCAAGAUAUGAUAGAGAAAGUGCCUUUCCCUGUACCAGAUGUCAAAUGCCAUGAACGAGAUGGUUGGCUUCCUUCUGGGUUUGCAGACCAAUGUCGAGAAAUAAUCAACAAUCUUGUUGUUGAAACCUUGAAAACAGUUGGGCCUUAUGCAGAUGAUAGUAUAAAUUUGGAGGCAAAUACAUCCAGAAAAUCGGAGGGCAUCUCAGAUUCUAGCGAGUCGGAAGGACAAGAUGAAGAAGAGGUUGAAGAUGAGGGAGUGUGGGAAGAUGAUCUUGAUGAUCUUCAAGAAGAUGAAACAUCUUAAAUUAUGUAUUUAUUUUUAAAUCCCUUUGUGAUAUAUUUGUGUAUAUUAAUGUACCUAUGUUGGAAGGUCAAAGUGAAAUUCACAACAUUUGUAAAGAGCAAAUGGUCUUUCUCUCUUAGAGGAGGAACAAAAAUACAACCACUGACUACAG
This is a messenger RNA of Thrips palmi, 1710 nucleotides long. RefSeq names its product general transcription factor 3C polypeptide 5 (gene l(2)37Cd). Bases 90 to 1559 code for a protein of 489 amino acids. Gene Ontology annotation, biological process: transcription initiation at RNA polymerase III promoter. Gene Ontology annotation, cellular component: transcription factor TFIIIC complex. The transcript has 8 exons. The record is from RefSeq and is a predicted model, not a curated record. NCBI's taxonomy places the organism in Eukaryota, Metazoa, Arthropoda, Insecta, Thysanoptera, Thripidae.